Leucoraja erinaceus (little skate) is the source of this 2687-nucleotide messenger RNA. It is a transcript of the gene c39h19orf67, whose product is annotated as chromosome 39 C19orf67 homolog. The record is from RefSeq and is a predicted model, not a curated record. NCBI's taxonomy places the organism in Eukaryota, Metazoa, Chordata, Chondrichthyes, Rajiformes, Rajidae. The coding region runs from base 1252 to 2601 and encodes 449 amino acids. The transcript is spliced from 6 exons.
ACCUGCCUGCCUUUGGCCCAUAUCCUUCUAAGAUGUUACUCCAGAACAAGGGGUCACAGUUUAAGGAUAAGGGGGAAAUCUUUUAGGACCGAGAUGAGGAAAACAUUUUUCACACAGAGAGUGGUGAAUCUGUGGAAUUCUCUGCCACAGAAGGUAGUUGAGGCCACAGUUCAUUGGCUAUAUUUAAGAGGGGGUUAGAUGUGGCCCUUGUGGCUAAUGGGAUCAGGGGGUAUGGAGAGAAGGCAGGGAUGGGAUACUGAGUUGGAUGAUCAGCCAUGAUCAUAUCGAAUGGCGGUGCAGGCUUGAAGGGCCGAAUGGCCUACUCCUGCACCUAUUGUCUAUGUUUCUAUGUAAAACUUUCCUAUACAUGUACCUGUCCAAAUGUCUUAAAUAUUCAACUACCUGCUCUCCCAGCUAGUUCCAUAUACCCAUCCCCACACUGUGUGGAAAAAUUGCCCCUCAGGUUCCUAUAACCAAACAUUGCAAAUCUCAGAUGCUCGUUGCUCCACUCCCUCUCUCCACCAGGGGGUGGUGCGGCCCGCGCGUACACCGAUGACGCGCGCCUCCGCCGACGCGCGUCCCCGCCAGGAGGCGCGGGGACGCGCCUGUGUUGACAUUUGAACAGGGUGAGUGGAGUGGGCGCAGUAACAGGUAGGAGAUUGAUCCUGGGUGUUGCUCCAAGCUGAAGAAAAGUUGCCCCAAAUUGGCAGGACCUUUGUUGGAACAUGGACCAAUUAUUAAGAAAAUUAAUCCAUCAGAAAUCCAUUGCUAUUAAUUGAAAAAAAAGUUACAAUCUUAUGGUUACUUUAAUCAAUUAUUUCUAUUUGUCAUAACACUAUAAGAGAAAAAAGUUUACAGAAAUAAUUGGCUCAUUAAUUCCAAUAAUAUUAACCUAUUGAAUGAUAAACAACACAAAAUCCUCAAGCUUUGAGCAUUUGCCCAUUUUCUAAGGUAUUUCAUUUACCAGAUCCACACCUGUUCUGUGUAGGAAGGAACUGCAGAUGCUGGGUACUGAUUGGGGACGAUCAGCCAUGAUCACAUUGCAUGGUGGUGCUGGCUCGAAGGGCCGAAUGGCCUACUCCUGCACUUAUUUUCUAUGUUUCUAUGUUGGUUUAAACCGAAGAUAGUUAUAAAAAGUUUGAGUAACUCAGCGGGACAGGUAGAAUCUCUGGAGAGGAGUGGGUGACGUUUCGGGUCGAGACCCUUCUUCAGACCUCAGAGCUAAAGGAGGUAUGCUCCCAUCCCUCUUGAAUGCUAUUUAUCAAACUUGUUGUCCUUAAAUUUGUUGAUGCAGGUAGCUCAAGCCAGAGGAGUAAUUCAAUAUUGGAGACGGAAAUGGAGGAGAACAUUAGCAGUGGCCAUGAGGUGCCGUCGUACAAGAGGAAAGACAAGUCAAAGUGCUCCUGCUCAUUGGAAGUGACCAGUGCAGAACCAAAGGAGGCCCAGUGGACUGAAGCAGACCUGCACCAGCUCAUGAACCAUGGAAAGCAAAUGAAGGAGAAUGAGGUGUUCCUGCCAGUUUCCACCUACGACACCUCGCCAGCCAUGCAGGCACUGCAGGACGCUGCCCUACCAGAGCAGAGCAACGAUGCAUUUCACUCUCUGCGCCAGGGGAAGGCCGGCCAACAUGGGGCAGACGAGGAGGUGCCCCAAUACGAUGUGACACUGAUGGAAGAAAAACUUCAACCGAUAGAACAGCAGCUUCAAUAUCUGCUGAAAAAGGCAGAGGAAUUUCAGACACACCUGGUCUACAGCAGAGACAGAAUCCACAACGAGGAGUUUGCACGGGCUGUGCCCAUCUUCGUGAAAACCUGCCAGCCAUAUUUUGCCUACCUGGAGUCUACAGCAAGGAGCCUCCAUUCCGACAGGAAGCCUCUCCCCGAAUACAUCCAGAAGCGGCUUUUGCAGUUCUCCCAGCAGCUGGCCUCGAGUCUGGAGCAGCUGGUUCUAAUGUAUGCAUCCUUCGGCUUCAUCUCGCUGGAGGAGACAGACCCUUGCAGCAUCUCCUACUUCUACAGAGGAGAGUUCCGCCUCGGCCAGUGGUUUCGUGUUUCCAUCUAUCGAUACUGUAUGCCGGUCCCAUACACGGUAGCAAGGGAGCCAAGCCUGCUCUUCAAGAAAAUCCGCUGGAACGUGGACACAAGUGAAGGGACGCCCUUUGGAGAUGCAACUGAACCCAGCACGGAGUAUUAUUUCCUGUGCUACAAGGAGGCAAGUCAAGUGAUGACCAUCCAGCAACAGGGACCCAAAGCGGGAACAUCGACAACGGGCAAGAGCCGGAGACUCUGGUCUAUUGGUCGUUGGGUUCAGGUGGAACCAGCCCCAGAGGAACCAGACCUCCUUUGUUGGUUUCUGUACAAGCAACCCCGUGGAGACUACGAGCUCCUCGUCACCAUUGGGUUUGAAGAACCAACACAGAUUGCUGCCACGGACCUCCUGGUGGACAUCCUGAUGAGUCGGCGGGAUGUCAGCGUCCCUGGGAACUGCUCCUCCUCUAAACCAAAACCAUUCCCUUACCUGCAGGUCCUGGGUCACCUGGAGUCGGCCACUACCUGCCAGGUUGUUUCAGAUGGGCUCAGCGCAGAUGCCUUUACAAGUUGACUUAGCCUUGGGGGCAGCUAUGGCCAAUACUCAACUCUCCCUGGAAUGGAUGUUGGUCAACUUUGAGUGUUUGAGCACAGAUGGGG